This is a messenger RNA of Drosophila teissieri, 1417 nucleotides long. It is a transcript of the gene Nmdmc, whose product is annotated as bifunctional methylenetetrahydrofolate dehydrogenase/cyclohydrolase, mitochondrial. Bases 158 to 1087 code for a protein of 309 amino acids. The record is from RefSeq and is a predicted model, not a curated record. NCBI's taxonomy places the organism in Eukaryota, Metazoa, Arthropoda, Insecta, Diptera, Drosophilidae. Gene Ontology annotation, cellular component: mitochondrion. Gene Ontology annotation, molecular function: methylenetetrahydrofolate dehydrogenase (NAD+) activity; methylenetetrahydrofolate dehydrogenase (NADP+) activity; methenyltetrahydrofolate cyclohydrolase activity. Gene Ontology annotation, biological process: tetrahydrofolate interconversion. The transcript has 3 exons.
CAAGUUCUAUUUUAGAAUUCUUUUAAACGAAAAGUGUAAACAUAUUUAACAACAUUAAAAGUGUAUCAGUGGAAUAAACGCUUAUAGGACAUUUAAUAAUAUACAAUACAUUAAAGAUUUUAAGUUAUCAAAAGAACAUUUAAAACUCCAUUUCAAAAUGCGAUUCACAAGCAACAUGGCUCAAAUCAUCGAUGGCAAGGCUAUAGCCCAGGAGGUGCGCACCCAGCUAGCACAAGAGCUGAAGGGAAUGGAGGCUGCUGGGUAUCCAAAGCCCCAUCUCACGGCCGUCAUUGUGGGCGAGGAUCCGGCCAGCGAGAAGUACGUGGCUAACAAGAUGGUCGCUUGCCGAGAAGUUGGCAUCUCCAGUGAGACGAAGAGGUUGCCCGCUUCCACCACGCAGGAGGAGCUGCUGCAACAGAUUGACGAUCUGAACAAGAAUCCGCUGGUCACGGGGAUACUGGUGCAGCUGCCGCUUCCCGAGCACAUCAACGAGCGCACCAUCUGCAAUGCCGUCCAUGUGGACAAGGAUGUGGAUGGCUUCAAUGAGGUCAACAUCGGACGUACGGCCCUGGACAUGGAUGCCAAUAUUCCGGCCACGCCGCUGGGAGUCAAGCGACUGUUGGAGCACAUGAAAAUCGAGACCUUUGGACGUAAUGCCGUGGUGGUGGGGCGAUCCAAAAAUGUCGGCCUCCCGAUGGCCAUCGUGCUGCACGCGGAUGGCAAGUAUGCCACCAAGGCAAUGGAUGCCACGGUGACCAUCUGCCACAGGUACACACCGCCCAAGGAACUGGCCCGCCAUUGCCGGCAGGCGGAUAUCAUUGUGGUCGCUGUGGGCAAGCCGGGUCUGAUCACCAAGGAUAUGGUGAAGCCCGGAGCCUGUGUCAUCGACGUGGGCAUCAACCGUAUCAAGGACGAGAGCACCGGCAAGUUUAAGCUGGUCGGAGACGUGGACUUUGAAGAAGUUCGCCAGGUCGCCGGCCACAUCACACCGGUUCCCGGCGGAGUUGGCCCCAUGACGGUGGCCAUGCUGAUGCACAACACCCUGAAGGCGGCAAGGAGGCAGUUCGACGACCGCAAGUCCUCCUGAAGAUACGGCGGGAAGUGCCACAGAGUACUCUGUGCUAUAGUAUUUUUAUUUAAUCGCUAACCUAUAUAAGAGAGUAAAGUUACUGACCACCAGCUAACAUGACGAUUGUACACUACAUAUGAACCUAUUUCGCAAUAUAAACAGAGAUAAUGAAAUCUAACUACUAUGGCGUUGAAUCGUUUGAUUUGCGACUUCAACGGCGGGCGGUAUGAACACGCUCUUAUCGUGUUGAAUAUGAAUAUGAACUUUGCAAAAGGUUAAGUUAAGUAAAUCAAGGAUUGACAGCCAAAUAAAUGCCAAUUAUGUUACCUUCUGGUUGCAUAACCGAAA